AAAUCCAACGUUUGAUUUUUUUUUUUGAUGUAAUAGAAAGACGUUGACCGUACCCAUCUCUCCACACACAGACACACACACACACACUCUCUCUCUCUCUCUCCUCUUUCUCUCUCUUCCUGAAAAGGGAUCGAGGGUCCGCCAUUUUUUCACACACUCAAACCCUCAACUCCAAGCUCCGAAAUCGUCAUCACACACUGUGUUUUUUUCUUUUCUUUUUUUAAUCGGAGUUCAAACCAAAAAUGGCGGCGGAGCCCACGCAUCGGCAGUAAUGAAGGUCACAGUAGAAAGAACCACCGCCUCCCGAGAAAUCCAGCCUCCUCCGAACCCUCCCCCGCCCUCAGAUCUUUCCGAAAAGCCGAUUUUUCCGCGCAAGCCGCCUCGCCGGAAAACCAGAGCUCCCGGCGCCGGAGUCCGGCUGAAGAGGGACCCGUCUGCGAAGCGGAGCAGCCGCCCCGAGACCCCUUUGCUCAGGUGGAAGUUCGAGGAGCCCAAUGUCCAAACUAAUUCCGUCGUGGAGGAGGAGGAGAAAUCGUCCGGUGAAGCUGGCCGGAAAAUCAGCCGGCGGAGUAGGGCCGUCGUUUCUGCCAGGAAACUCGGCGCCGGUCUGUGGCGGCUGGGUUUGCCGGAGGUUCAGGCUAAUGAUGCCCAAAAGUUAGGGCUUCAGUCCGGGGGAGGUGGCCAUUUUGGAGGCAAUAUUCAUUGUCAUAAUUUCGACAGAGUGCAUAAUUCGUCGGUCAAAGAUCCGGUACAUAGUCCGCAUUCGGUUUCUGGUCUAAAACACGGCCUUCCUUACAAGUUCGACCCACCGUUCCAACUUCCAAACCCCGCAAUGGAGGGAGCCACAAAGUGGGACCCACAUGGUUGGAGAGCAUCAACAUCACACGAAACGAAGCAAAUAUUCAACCAACCGAGCGCGCCCAAAAAUCAAGAAAGUGCAGCUGCAGUAAUAUCAACCCUCCAAUCAGAUCUCGAGCAAGCUCGAUCCAGAAUCAACUACCUCGAAAACGAGCGCAGAUCUUCCAAGAAGAAACUUGAGCAAUUCUUACAUGAACUCAGCGAGGAAAGAUCCGCGUGGCGGAGCAGAGAGCACGAAAAGAUCCGAGCAAUAAUCGACGACAUGAAAUCCGAUUUGAGCAGGGAGAAAAAAAACAGGCAGAAGCUCGAAAUAGUCAACUCAAAGCUGGUCAAAGAAUUGUCCGACACCAAAUUAUCUGCAAAGCGUUAUCUUCAAGAAUAUGAAAAGGAAAGGAAAGCCCGAGAAUUAAUAGAGGAGGUUUGUGACGAACUAGCUAAAGAAAUCGGAGAAGACAAAGCUGAGGUGGAAGCAUUAAAAAGAGAGUCGAUGAAACUCCGUGAAGAAGUUGAUGAAGAGAGAAAAAUGCUGCAAAUGGCCGAAGUUUGGCGUGAAGAACGAGUCCAAAUGAAAUUAGUCGAUGCUAAAGUCAUGCUCGAAGAUAAGUACUCCCAAAUGACCGUUCUAGUGGAAAAAAUCGAGUCUUUCUUGAAUUCUAGAAACCCCACUUCAGAUUCAGAGGAGAUCAAGAAAGCUGAUUUCCUCCGCCAGGUGGCAGCCUCAGUCGACAUGGGGGAUGUACGUGAAAUUACGUACGAGCCCCCGAACCCCGACGAUAUUUUCUCCAUGUUCGAAGAUGCUAAUUUUGGCGAAGCGAACGAAAGGGACGACGACAUCGAAUCGAAGAUCCACCGAGUGAGCCCUGAAGAGAAAAUGCUCAACAAGGAAUAUUCUCGUAAAGAUUCCAAUGUCUAUACGGAUCGGAGCGGAGAAUUGGAAGAGGAUGCAAGCGAGUGGGAAACAGUGAGUCAUAGGGGCUCAAGUUACUCUCCCGAUGGGAAUUUUUCGAGAAACGGUGGUGAGGAAACACCGACUAUGGAAAUCGGAGAAGUCGGUGAUGAUGAUGUGGCGAAGGCGAGGAAAUUGAGAAAGGGUUCUUCGGAAUCCAAGAUGUGGAGGUCUUCGUACUCGAGCAACGGUGAUAGUUACAACAAGAUUGUAUCUAUCGGACGGUUUUCAAACGGUAGGGUCUCUAGUGGGGCCCACGGUAUGGCGUCGCCCGAUUGUGGUGGUGGGUUUAGUCCAAGGGAAUAUUCCGGGCAGUGGAGCUCGCCGGAUUUGGGAAACCCGCAUGUGAAUCGUGCGAUGAAAGGGUGCAUUGAAUGGCCACGUGGACCCCACAAGAAUAGCUUGAAGGCUAGGUUGAUGGAGGCUAGGAUGGAGAGUCAAAAGGUGCAGCUUCGACAGGUUUUGAAGCAGAAGUUUUGACGAAUAAACGAAGGUUUGAAAGUACUAUGAGCUAUAUAUCUACAUAUUUGUAUCGUUUCUCAAACCUAAUUGUUCGGACAAAGAGUUAAGAAUAAUUUUCUAAGCUGUACUAUGUAAUGUCUUAAUUCUGUCAAGGAUGCUCUGUAAUUUUUCUUUAAGACAGUAACUUCAAUUGUUGCGUUUAUGCAAUUAUUCGUAAGUUCUUUAUUUUGUUGGGAUUUUUCGAUGUUCUUGUAUCAUAAAGGCAGUACGUGUCGUAUUAUAUGAAUCUUGAUUAUGUGGCAUUGAU
Molecule: messenger RNA, 2573 nt
Organism: Erythranthe guttata (spotted monkey flower)
Lineage: Eukaryota; Viridiplantae; Streptophyta; Magnoliopsida; Lamiales; Phrymaceae
Source: RefSeq, a predicted model, not a curated record